AUGGCUGAUCUUAUUCAGAACGAUGAUUCUGCUGAAAUUCAGAAGAAUGGAGAAGAAGAAUACGUUGAGCCACCACGCGAAAAGAUUGACGUGGAAGCACUCAUAACUGAGAACGGUGAUUGUCCAACAUUGAAUUUAAUGAUGAAAAAUUUAAAUGCUGAUGAGGCAAAACUUCUUAUGGAAUUAUUAAAAAACAAUAAGACAAUUACUUCACUCGAUCUUUCACUUAAUUGGAUUGGAAACGAAGGAGUUCAAAGUGUAGCUGAUGCAUUAACCAAUAAUACAACAUUGACUGAGAUCAAUCUCGGUUGUGUUGAUUUUGAUGCUGAUACUGCUAAACAUUUUGGUGAUGUCUUAAAUAAUAAUAAAACACUUAACACACUUAAACUUUGCGGUUGUGGAUUUGGACCCGAAGGAGUUAAACAUAUCGCUGAUGCUCUACGAAAUAAUACAACAUUAACUACACUCGAUCUAGGAUUGUGUAAAUUGGAAAAUGAAGGAGUUCAAUAUUUAAGUGAUGCUUUACAAAAUAAUACAACAUUAGUAUCUCUUGAUCUUAAAGAAAAUGAGAUAAAAACUGAAGGUAUAAAGAUUUUAGCUGAUGUUUUACGACAUAACAAGAGACUUAAAAAACUUUCCCUUGAAUCAAACAACCUUGGAGGAUCAGAAGUUCAAUAUCUGUCGGAUAUGUUACGAGAUAACACGACAUUAACAACACUCGUUCUUAAUGAAAAUGAAAUUGAAGAUGAAGGUUUACAACAUUUAGCUGAUGCCUUACGAAAUAAUAAAACAUUCACUACACUUGAAAUUCAAACGUGUAAAAUUGGAGAUAAAGGCAUUGAAUCUUUAUCUGAUGCUUUACGAACUAAUACAACAUUUUCAUCACUAAAUACUUCGUAUAAUAAAUUUGGAGAAAAAGGAUCAGAAUAUUUAAUUGAUGCUUUACGAAAUAACAAGACAAUAAAAGAAAUUACUUUUGAUGAUAAUCAAUUUGGAGAUACAGCUAUACAAUAUUUAUCUGAAUUUUUAACAAAUAAUCAAACAUUGAAUAAAUUGGCUCUUUGCAAGAAUAAAAUUGGAAACGAAGGAGUCAAACAAGUGGCUAAUGCUUUAACAAAUAACACGGCACUUACUUUCCUUGAUCUUCGUGGCAAUGACAUUGGAGCUGAAGGAAUUAAACAUUUGGCUGAUAGUUUAACAAAUAACAAGACACUUACUUCACUUGAUCUCGCAGGCAAUUUAAUUGGAGACGAAGGACUUAAAUAUUUAAUCGAUGCUUUAAUAAAUACAACAAUACUCACAAGACUUGAUAUUAGCAACAAUAAUAUUGGAGACGAUGGCGCUCAAUAUAUAUCUGAUUUUUUAAAAAAUAACAAAACAUUGACUGAAUUGGUACUCAGAGAAAAUCAUAUAGGACCCAAAGGAGCUCAACAUAUCGCGGAUGCUUUACGUAAUAAUACGUCAUUAAAGACACUUCAAUUCGUUAUGAAUUCUUUCGGACACGAAGGCGUUGAAUAUCUUAUGGAUGGUUUACAAAAUAACAUGACACUAUCAAGAUUAUAUCUCGACGGCAAUGGAUUAGAUGGUGAAGCAACAAAACUUGCAAUAGCAACUUUGAAGACAAAGUCUCGAUCCAAAAUCGAUAUAUCAUGGUAA
Messenger RNA from Adineta steineri, 1656 nucleotides. NCBI's taxonomy places the organism in Eukaryota, Metazoa, Rotifera, Eurotatoria, Adinetida, Adinetidae. The record is from the annotation of a GenBank genome assembly.